ACGCAAUGGAACUUCUUCCUCUGGGACAGAGCAACUCCGUGCAAGUGUUAUGGGAGGAUCAGCAGAACAUCAACCGUUUUAGUUCGCUCAUCAACGAGAAGGAUGAGUUGAAGGAGUCGUUGGAAAAAUUGAAAACGGAAAAGGACUACUUGGAUGAUUUAUCGUUGGAGAUGGAGUUGUUGGAUGAGGACGAAAACAUCCAAUAUAAAAUUGGCGAUGUGUUUGUGUUUCUAAAAAUCAUUCAGGCAGUCGAGAGAGUUGAUGCCGAUAACGAGGUAUUAACCGGAAAGAUCGAGCUGCUAGAGACGAAGAUCGAAGAGUUAGAUAGUCAGUUGGUUGCGUUGAAGUCGGUAUUGUACGCCAAAUUUGGGAAGAAUAUCAAUUUAGAGCGAUAGAUCAUGUAAAUAUGAAUGCACGUUGACGAAGGGCCUGGAAGUAGAACAGCAACUUUGAUUAUAAGACACCAGAGGUAUAGAGUAGAUUUCAUUUGUGUAAGUAAGACAGUGGGUUGGCAUAAGAGAUAAGCACUACAAUUCUUCUUUUGCCCUAUCUUCUAGUCCUUUAGCUUAAUAUUAAGUUUGAAGAUAGUCAAAUCACCAAGAU
Yamadazyma tenuis ATCC 10573 is the source of this 603-nucleotide messenger RNA. The record is from RefSeq and is a predicted model, not a curated record. Lineage: Eukaryota; Fungi; Ascomycota; Pichiomycetes; Serinales; Debaryomycetaceae.